Messenger RNA from Enhydra lutris kenyoni (northern sea otter), 885 nucleotides. RefSeq lists its product as uncharacterized. The transcript has 5 exons. Lineage: Eukaryota; Metazoa; Chordata; Mammalia; Carnivora; Mustelidae. The coding region runs from base 1 to 885 and encodes 294 amino acids. The record is from RefSeq and is a predicted model, not a curated record.
AUGGACCACCCUCAGCAGUAUCUUCCCGAGUCUUUUAAGGGUGCCUGUGGAAGAGUCGGCCAGUACCGAAGACUCCAGCAACCCAGGAAGAAAAACGGCCCAUUCAAAAGGAGGGGAAUUGAAAGGUGGCAUAGAGCCGUGUCCACCAACUUAGUAAAACAAAAUGUAUUGGUCCCCAAAGAGGAAUCAUCUGCUGAUAGUGACAUGGAAUUUCAUGAAAGCCAGCAAAACCAAAGAAAAAAUGUGAUGAGAAAAGUGAAGACGGUUUUGGGAAGGGUGCUGUCCUACAAAUGGAGAAGCAAAUGGGCAAGUGUUGGCAGAGGGGUCUCCACUAACCAAAAGGAAUCCUUUCUUUCCAACACACAGAGCCUUCUUCCCAGAAUUGUCAAGGAGCUUCCAGCCCCCAGGUUAUUUGCAAAACAAAGAACAAGAAAGCUGUCGCAGAAUGCGACUAUACAACUUGAUGUUGUAGAAGCAGAGACAGAGGAGAUAACCCGAGGAAACACACUGCUCAGGGCCAGGAGGACCACCAAGCGGUUAUCGGUGACGUCCCUUCCUUCAGGACUGCAAAAGGUUCCGUAUUCAUCAAAAAAGAGAUCGCACUUUCCAGCACUUAAAAAAAAGAAACAUAGCAUGGAAAACAUCCUCCGAAAAUCAGAUUUGACAGUAGGAAAACUUCAGAUGCAGGUGGAUGACCUCAUAGAGACAGUGACAGAUAAAUCCAUGAAGUUAUUGGCCCAAAGACAUGCUGAGCUUCAACAGUGUGAAUUUCUAGGGGACGAAAUUCUUCAGUCUUCGAAGCAGUUCCAGAGGAUGUCCAAGAGAACCAUGAGGAAGUAUAAAUUGAAAAAUGUAUGUUUCCCAUGUACUUGCUGCUGCUUCUGA